UCAGUGAAGCAUGUUCCAUCUUGGUUCCCAUUCGCCGGUUUUAAACGUCAAGCAAGGACUUGGGCUAAGAUCGCCCACAACUCUCUGGAAUUACCAUUUGAGGUGACCAAGCAAGACGUUGUACGCCGCCUCACUCCUCUCCCCACUUCGCUCAGCGAUAUGCCUGCGUGA
Messenger RNA from Cantharellus anzutake, 171 nucleotides. RefSeq lists its product as uncharacterized. The transcript has a single exon. The record is from RefSeq and is a predicted model, not a curated record. Lineage: Eukaryota; Fungi; Basidiomycota; Agaricomycetes; Cantharellales; Hydnaceae. The annotation marks the transcript as partial.